CGCUCAUAGACACAAAAGCAUCAGAUUCAUGACACCCUGCACAGUCACUACACCGCUCAUCUUCCUGACCUCUUCGCAACGUUGUAGACAUGUCAACCAUCUCCUCUACAAAGAGACCGAGAAGCGAGUCAGCGGCGGAACCCAGUAAUCCUAGAGAGUCUUGUCCAGAGUACAGAUCCUUCUUCGGGCCCGCGACAGAGACAACGUCAACGAAGGACAACACAGAAAUAAGACAGAAGUAUCUCCUCCCUGACGUUCUUCUUGGUACCUCGGCUGAGCAGCGCAAAAGCGCGUUCCAGGAGGUGUCGUUACCGUCGGGGACGUAUGAGUACACGGGUUCCCCGCCGACCUCGUCUUCCUCUACUGCCACAAGAAUGCUUUCUGAAGGCGUUAAAGAGAUAGAGAAGCACAUCGAGGCUGACGCUAACGACCGUCACUAUGCUGGUCUAUACGAGAUGCAGACAAAUGCGGCCGUUGACCAGUGUGCAAGUGAACCCGGAACUGUGGCUCCCGGAGGUGUCUCUAGCAUCCAACUCACGGGCUUGGAAUCGCUCGAUGUACGCCCGGGACCUUCCAAAUCCCGCACUCCGGUCUUUGUUGAUCAUGGCGUAGGGAGCAGAUCGACCAUCCCGAUGCUAAUGAAAACCUCAUGGCAAUCUUCACGUCUGUGCUCUGAUGAACUCCGGAUGGCAUUCGAGGUCUGGAGGUUAUCAAAAAAGUGCGAACUGCCGUUCCCACCUGAAUCACUUGGAUUGGCAGAGGUCCCAAUUCCUGACUUCCAGACGGACAACUCGGAGCCUCUGACGACAUCUGGCCCUGGACCCCACUUUCCUCCUCGGACAGUGUGUGUUCUGAUGUUUAGGCAGCCUCUCGGAGAUAUGAUUGGCAGCCAAGUUCUUCCGCAUGAUCUUGUACACCUCCACAUGGAGCUCGCCGACCAGCUUCUCACCCUCGCAACGCAUGAAUUCCACUAUCGAGAUCUCAAUGAAGGCCUUCUUCGGGAUUCCGACAACACGCUCCUUAUCAUCGACUGGGGGAAGAUGCGUGGAAAUCUUAGCCCGCGGAGACAAUCAGGGUUGACGGACGCAGAAGCGACUAUUGACCGAGCCACGGACGAUACGAGGUCGGCCAACCCGCUCUUCCUGCCGACCUGCUCUCUCAAGGUCGCAUCUGCGAUCCAUUCUUGGAAUGGGGCGGUCACGACGGCGUCGGUCGACUUCCAGGAAGCUCUCGAUACAGGUGCCGGCCAUCGAGCCGGACUAGAUAGCAUCUUAGCUAGGUUGGCGGGUCUUCGCAACCCGUUGAAAAAGCUAGCCGUACACGGCCAUCGUCACAUCGACGACUUGGAGAGUGCGGUUUUUCUGCACUUCUGGCGGAUGGCAUACUGUGGUCCGAGCACGCCGGAGCCGAGAGAGUUCUCGGCACUACUUCAGUUUGGGGUGAAGAUGCAGAAUCUGUGGUCAAGCGAUGGGAACUGGACACCCGUGCUGAGGCAGUACUGUUCGAAGGCGGGCAGGGAAUGGAUCAAGUUGAUGCGUGACUUGCGGGACACUAUUUACAACGCUCGCGUAGCCCUCGAUCAGUCUCUCUCGGACAGCUUUGAGAAGCAGGCCAAACUCAACCUCGACCGCUUGGAAGUAGAGCUGCUGACGCUUCCAUGGAACAAUCACCAGGACGUGAAACACAACCUCUAUAGUCUGUUUGAGAACAGACACUUAUUUGACGAAUCUCGACUCAACGAGAUUGAGAGGAAGUGUUUCAAAAAGUGUAGCGAGCUGCUGAGAAAUGCAGAGAUUGCGAUCAAGGCACGCAGACUAUAGAGAGGGAGAAAGGCAAAGACCCCGAUUGGUGAUGGGCAUCGUGGCCUUAUUUUCCUUAUCACAGCGAUUCUCUCGAGCGCAAGCCGAGCGCAAUCCGCUCGUUUUCGAUUUCAUGUCCUUGUAGGCGCAUGCGCCGUCACUUGUGUUCACUUGCGUCGCUUAGCACGACGGUGUACAUCGAUCUUCCACGUCGCUUCAG
Microstroma glucosiphilum is the source of this 2019-nucleotide messenger RNA. RefSeq lists its product as hypothetical. NCBI's taxonomy places the organism in Eukaryota, Fungi, Basidiomycota, Exobasidiomycetes, Microstromatales, Microstromataceae. The transcript has 3 exons. The coding region runs from base 90 to 1820 and encodes 576 amino acids. The record is from RefSeq and is a predicted model, not a curated record.